AUGGAGGAUGCAGAGAUCAGGAAGCGCAGAGGCGUCUGCUCGACGGCGCUCCUUCUCAACUGGGUGGGCAGGACCGCUGAACAGGACCAAGAGGAGGAGGAGGAGAAGACGCUCGAGCUCAGCCUCGGGCUCCCCGGAGGAGGCCGCAGGAGGACGGCAUGCAGGGAGAAAGGCAAGCACCCCGCCGUCGACGGCUCUGUCGACCUCUCUCUUGGCUACUCCAAGGUUGUCCCCAACUCACAAGUUCAUACUUCUGGCUGGCUGGACCUGCGGGUAAGCAGGAAAGGACUUGAUGGACUUGUGUUGCAGUUGCCUGAUUGCUUUUCUUCUGACAAUUUGAACUUGUUUGGGAGCUUGAUGGCGCAUAGCAAGGCAAACGGGUCCCCAGAAGCAGUUACACGGAAUGCACUUGCUGCACCAAACAAUAAUAGCUCCCGGACAAGAUCUCCUGGUGCUCCUGUUGUUGGAUGGCCUCCUGUUCGCGCAUCCAGAAGAAACCUGGCUAGUUCUAGCAGAGCAGCCCUUGAACAACAAAAUGUGAAAAAGGCUGUGAAGGCUGAAGAGACCAAGAGAGCUCCAUUUGUGAAGGUUAACAUGGAUGGUAUCCCUAUUGGUAGGAAGAUUGACCUGAACGCGUUCAAUACCUACGAGAAGCUUUCUGUAGCUGUCGACAAAUUGUUCCGGCACCUUCUUGCAGCCCAAAGAGAUCCUCGCACAGAGGAGUGUCCUCCGGAAGAGGUGGCAAUAUCUGGUCUACUAGAUGGAACUGGGGAGUACACUCUGGUUUAUGAGGAUUAUGAAGGUGACAGAGUACUGGUUGGAGAUGUUCCAUGGGGAAUGUUCGUCUCAUCAGCGAAGAGGCUGCGAGUGCUGAAGACGUCUGACCUCUCUUCAUCUCUAAUCACUUCAAACCGGAAGAGAACAGCAGCUGAUUGUUGACCUUGUUUUAGAGUUGCUUGGACAGACACUAAGUGUGACGAGUGCUAUGAAGAAGAAUUGGAUCUUCUGAGCU
Lolium rigidum is the source of this 1012-nucleotide messenger RNA. RefSeq names its product auxin-responsive protein IAA7-like. Gene Ontology annotation, biological process: regulation of DNA-templated transcription. The coding region runs from base 1 to 939 and encodes 312 amino acids. NCBI's taxonomy places the organism in Eukaryota, Viridiplantae, Streptophyta, Magnoliopsida, Poales, Poaceae. Gene Ontology annotation, molecular function: protein binding. The transcript is spliced from 7 exons. Gene Ontology annotation, cellular component: nucleus. The record is from RefSeq and is a predicted model, not a curated record.